Molecule: messenger RNA, 1674 nt
Organism: Cryptosporidium muris RN66
Lineage: Eukaryota; Apicomplexa; Conoidasida; Eucoccidiorida; Cryptosporidiidae
Product: PH domain-containing protein
Exons: 1
Coding region: 1-1674 (557 amino acids)
Source: RefSeq, a predicted model, not a curated record
AUGGGAAAUAUGGAUAAUUUACAACUAUCUACAAACCUUGAAGAAGAAUCAAUAGCUAGUUUACAUCAUCCUAUUUCAGAAAGUAAGACACAAUUUGUAAUAAGUGAAAGUAGCAUUUUUGAUCAAUCAUGUAAAUCUAAUAAAUGUAUCUCUGGGUCUUUAGAGUCUAAAGGAGAUGAAAGUUUUAUAUUACUUAGGCAAUGGGAAAAUUUUAGAUUAGAAAAAACCCAUCAAUUUAUAAGUUUAUUAAAUCCUAUAUAUAAUGAAUUAUCUAAGUCAACUCUAGAAGCAAUACAAAUAACACAAGAUUUAGCUAUUAUAUUACAUUUAAAAGCUAAAUUGUGGAGAUCAUAUUCACAAAGUCUUGAAGGUAGUAUUAAAAAAAGGGUAAAGAGUAUAUUAGUAAAUAAAAUAUCAUCUAAAGAAUUUCCAAAUAAAUUGAAUGAUAUAGAAGAAUUAAAUGAAAUUUCAUCUUCAAAAUCAUAUAUAUUAAAUGAAUCUAACUAUUCACAAUCUAAAUAUAAUUUAAAUUCACAUAUGAAUUCUCUUCAAUUGGUUUCUUCUGUUUUUAGUACAAUGAAUACACAACGAGUUUGGCCAUUUAUUUUAUCUUAUUCAGGGGAACAAGAAGCUAAUUAUAUUAAAAAAUUAGCUAAUAGUAUAGAAGCUGAUGUAGUAAAUGGACAUUUAAGUUGGAUUGCAAAUAGAUAUAUGAAAAAUGCUGAUAACUUCUUAAAAAAUUUUUGUAAAGCACGUAAAGAAUUUGAACUUGUAGUAUUUGAAAUUAAUCAAUCAUGGUUAGAAUAUGAACAAGUUGCCGAAAAUUCACAAAAUAAUGAAUUAGAAGGUAUUCAUUUAAAAAAAAAUAAAAAUGCAGACACUUGGUAUUAUGACCAAUUAUAUAGACAUAGUACUAGUAAAUUUAUAGAAUUUCAAACAAAAUUUUAUAAUAUCUUAAUUACUACAAUUGAUAAUUUGAUGGAAUUAGAGGUUUGGCGUGCAUCUUCUGUACAACAAACAAUAAAUUACUUUUUAUUUAUACAAGAUGAAUAUAUUGAGUUUAUACAAAAAUUGGGGAAAGUUUUUAAUAAUGUAAUUAAUAAUGAAGGGAAUAUAAUAAUUGAAGAUAAAACUAAUAAUAUAGAUAUAGUAACAUCAAUACCAGGACUUAGACCACCUCCAAUACCUAUUACAGAUAUAAGACUAUCUAAAAAUUAUUCAGUUGUAUCAGAUUUACCUUUAAUAAAGUUUAUUACAUCUUUAAUGGUAUAUUCCAAACUUCCUAAUUCAAAUUUAGUGAUAUAUCAUGGUCAUAUAGAAAUUAAGAAAAAUCAAUUAUUUUUAAAAAAAUGGUUAUCAAGAUAUUUAAUUUUAACUAAAGAUAAAUAUAUUUAUAUUUUAAAUUCAAGAGAUGACAUGGAAAUGGAAGAAUUACUUAAAUAUAAUGAAAAGCCAUUAUGGAGUUGUAAUAUAGCAUUAAAUAUUAUAUCAAUACAAAAAAAGGAGAAAUAUGGCAAUAGAUGCUUCUUAUUAAAAUUAAAAGAACAUGGUUUUAUAAAAAAAUCUCUUUUAAUAAGAUGUCCAAAUGAAACUGAUUGUGAGAAAUGGAUUACAUCUUUAUCUAUUGCAACUAAAAAACAAUUGGAUAAUUUUACAGAUAAUAGUAAUAAAUAA